AUUACAUUACGCACCGGCACACUAGAGUGGAACAGGUGAGAAGAACUCUAGGUGAGACAACUUUCUCCUCGCACUUGCAACAACGACUAUUUUUGUUGGGUAAUCGUAUUCUUCAUUAUUGCUUAGUUUUGGUAUGUCCGUUAUACUAUUUUGGAUAGAUAGUGGUUCGAAGUUAUGGCAUAGGAAAAAGGUGUGGUUGUUGUGUAAGUGUUGUCUAGGCAACAGGAGUAACGAGUUUCGAUUUUAUUUUAUGAAAGUGGUGUACAUGAAGCAAAUAUGGAGACAUUUUGUAUAUGAAAAUGGAUAUGAGCUUUAAAAUAUGUCUUGCAAUUGCAAUAUGAACAUAUCUGCAAUUAUGUCUCUUUAUGAUGUAUUGACUAUUGAACUGACUUGUGACGGCUUGGUGCGCGUGUACAGUACAUAGUAACAGGUCUCUGGGGGAGGGGUGUAGCCUAGUAACAGGUCUCUGGGGGAGGGGUGUAGCCUAGUAACAGGUCUCUGGGGGAGGGGUGUAGCCUAGUAACAGGUCUCUGGGGGAGGGGGGCAGCCUAGUAACAGGUCUCUGGGGGUGGGGGGCAGCCUAGUAACAGGUCUCUAGGGGAGGGGUGUAGCAUAUUUUGACUUUCUAUUUUCUCCUUGCUUGCUCAUUAUACUUCCUCUGUUGUUGAACCUACAUCUGAAUAUGAAUUAAAUAAGCAGAUGGUGUAUUUUACUCCAGAUUUUACAGUAACACAGAAGACAUGGCCUCAAACACCAAGCCCACAGACCCAAUGGAGGUACUGAGAGGGCAAUGUCUGGCCAGGGGAGCAGCUGGCAUCAAGGGACUGGCAAGGCAAGAAAAACAAAUUAAAAGACAAAGCAAAACAACUAACUUUUUUUUUUUUUUUUUUUUUUUUUAUUACUUUACAAUAACGUUUUCUUAUCUUAUGAUAUUCACUCACAAGUGAAAAUAGUCUGCAUACAAAAAGCCAACAAUAAUUGAUGAUAACUGAUUCAUAAUUGAUUGUUAAGUCGAAUAGAUAUCUAGAGAAAGAUGGUUAAUCCCUCCACAUCGUCUCUCUUCCUCCCCAUCCAUACAGGACGUUCCGCAUCAUGGACGACGAUGGCAGUAAGUCUCUGGACCUGCAGGAGUUCAUUAAGGGACUGGAGGACUAUGGUGUUGUGGUGAGCAGAGAGGAUGCCCAGCAGAUCUUCACACUGUGUGACAAGGACGGCAGUGGCACCAUCAACUUCAACGAGUUUCUGGAGAAUCUGAGGGUAAAAUUAAUAAAGUAGUGACACAAAAACUCAUUGAUUAUGCACAUUUUAUUCAUUGUGCACAGUGUAUAAUAAAUAAAUAAAUAAAUAAUGGUAUAAUAUAAUGGUUCUCGCAUAAUAAUAGUAUUUGAACAAGUCAAAAUACAUGUAAUAAUUGCAUGAUGAAGGUGCAGUGAUGUAUAAUGCUGUUUGCAUGGGUUUGUAUCCGUUUCCUUCAGCCUCCUAUGUCCAGUGCCAGGAUCUCUGUGAUCGGCCAGGCCUUUAAGAAGUUGGACCGGACAGGGGACGGGGUGGUGACGGUGGAGGACCUGAGGGGGGUCUACAACAGCUCACAACACCCCAAAUAUAAGAGCGGGGAGUGGACCGAGGAACAGGUCUUCCUAACCUUCCUCAGCAGCUUUGAUUCCCCCGACAACAAAGACGGAAAGGUGAUAAAUACACUGCUAGCAUGGGUACCAGUCUGUUUGUGCUAACAUUCCACUCCUUGUCACGCAAAAACAGUCUGGCCUUUCUCCAAUCUUCAAAUAUGAACAUUCUAUCAUUAAUGAGCUCAACGAGAACUGAGGAGAACAGAGGAUGCCGUAUCUUAGGCAUAUGGGACAGAGUACAAGGAGUGGAAUGUUAGCACAAAACUGGUCUGGGCCCGGUUGCAUAAAACAUCUUAAGUUAAUUUCCCUCUUAUCUAUUCACUUAAAGUUUCCUUAACUUUAAGUCAGUUGCACAAAUCAUUUUAAUGCAAAUUUCCCCCUUAAAUGAAAUGAAACAGUUAAGGGUGCCCAUGAGGUCCCUUAAGUGCUUCUUUCAGUAUGAAUAUCAACGUAAACAGCAUUUGUGGAGGUGAAUGUUGCUUUCCUCUGGCCUGGUUUCAAAAGGAAAACAUCCACCAGCUAGCUAGCUAGGUAGCUAAUCAAGGUGCACAAUCCAUGGCUACGUAGCUAGCUGGUUAACUAGCUACCUACUCUGUAAGUUAGCUUGACCUGCUAGAAAGGAAUAGAAACAAGUUGAGAAAAAAGUAACAAAAAUCAAUAUGUUUUAUUAUCUUCUAAAUCAAUAUGUUUUAUUAUCUUCUAAAUCAAUUUGUUUCUCCUGUCUUGAACAGUGAAUCAGGUCAUCUCCAUGGUAACCAGAGACUCUUUCUGCCUUACUGCAUUCAAACUACCGUAAAACCCUUAAAUGAUGCCCCUUACCUUAGGACGUUGCAGUGGUUCUCUGCAACGACCUUAAACAAUUCCCUUAGGUAAGGGGAAAUUAUUCCUUAAGGUAAACCCUUAAGGGAAACACUUAAGAUGUUUUAUGCAACCAGGCCCCGGAUUUCAGGCUAAUUAAUUGUAGAUGAUAUGACAUAAAAAAUGAAGAAGAAAAAAACUACAUUUUACUGAACUUAUCAAUGCUCAGGAUAAGACCUAGAUGCAGACAGUUCGAAAUAGCAAAACGUUUAUUUACAAAAAACAGGGGGCAGGCAAACGACAGGUCAAGGGCAGGCAGAGGUCAGUAAUCCAGAGGAGAGUCCGAAAGGUACAGAAACGGCAGGCAGGCUCAGGGUCGGGGCAGGCAGAGGUCGGUAAUCCAGAACAGUGUCACAAGGUACAGAACGGCAGGCAGGCUCAGGGUCGGGUCAGGGCAGAGGUCGGUAAUCCAGAACAGUGUCACAAGGUACAGAACGGCAGGCAGGCUCAGGGUCGGGUCAGAGCAGGGCAGGCAGAAUGGUGCAAAACAGGAGUACGGGAAAAACCGCGGGUAAGCUUGAACAGACAAGACGAACUGGCAACAGACAAACAGAAAACGCAGGUAUAAAUACACAGGGGAUAAUGGAGGGAGAAAUGGGAGACACCUGGUGGGGUGUGGAGACAAGCCCAAAACAGGUGAAACAGAUCAGGGUGUGACAGAACUAUCUACACACAAAAGGAAGGAGCAGAUAUUUUUGGCUUGGUUAUUUGGUUUUGUAUAUUAUGUAAAUUAGUUGUCUUGUCCCCCUCCUGUAGGUAACUCAGGAGGAGUUCAUCAACUACUACAGUGGAGUGAGUGCCUCUAUCGACAGUGACGAAUACUUUGUUACUAUGAUGCAGAAUGCCUGGAAGCUGUAGGCACCACUGGCUAGCUACAUUCAUAUGUAUUCUACUAAUAUAUUUUGCUAAUCAGAAAGAGCAGCUUUGCAUUCAUUUAGGACUUCUGUAUGUGUACAUGUGAGAAAAUAGACAAAUGUUAGUUUAUAGUUUUUCAAUGGAACAGAAUAGCUUUAAAUGCACAGAUACACGCUGUUUCUACUGAAUGAUUUAUAUAAAUAUAUAUAAAUAAAAUAUGAUUAAUCAAGUUUCUUGUCUUGUUGAGCUCUCUCUCACGGUUUAAGCUACAUCAUAAUUAUGCAAAUGUUUGCCAAAUAAACUAUAUUUCUACCAGC
Messenger RNA from Coregonus sp. 'balchen', 3655 nucleotides. NCBI's taxonomy places the organism in Eukaryota, Metazoa, Chordata, Actinopteri, Salmoniformes, Salmonidae. The record is from the annotation of a GenBank genome assembly.